Messenger RNA from Pterocles gutturalis (yellow-throated sandgrouse), 618 nucleotides. RefSeq names its product regulator of G-protein signaling 3-like. The record is from RefSeq and is a predicted model, not a curated record. Gene Ontology annotation, biological process: signal transduction. Lineage: Eukaryota; Metazoa; Chordata; Aves; Pterocliformes; Pteroclidae. Gene Ontology annotation, cellular component: nucleus; plasma membrane.
AUGCUGGAGACGGAUGCUGAGAAGCCGGGGCAGAUGCACUCGGAGGACGGGAAGGCAGCAGCGGGUGAUGCUCCUCCAGCCACAGAGGCACCAGCUCCGGCUGAGCCCAGGGAAGCUCUGGGAGCCACCCAGGGUCCUGUCCUGUCAAAAAAGCAGCCGGUGGCCACCGAGAAAGACGAGGAGGAGGAGGAUGAGGAGGAAGAUGAGGAUGAGGAGGAUGAAGAGGAGGACAGCGACGAGCACUACUUGGAAAGGAACGAGGUGAAGCGCAGCAGCAUGAUCGAGACGUCGGGCUGCCAGCCUGUCUACACGCUGAGCGUGCAGAGCUCCCUGCGGCGCCGGACCCACAGCGAGGGCAGCCUGCUGCAGGAGACCAAGAGCCACUGCUUCACCUCCGACACCACCCUCAACUGCCCAUCCGACAGCCAGGGCACCAAGGAGCACUGGGCACUGCCCUCCCCCAGGACCCUCAAGAAGGAGCUGGCUAAAAACGGCGGCUCCAUCCACCAGCUCACCCUGCUGUUCUCGGGCCACAGGAAGCUGAGCGGAGCCGAAGCUGAAUGCAGCUGUGACGAAGGGGACGAGACCUCCCGCAAGAAAUGGAGCAGGAGCCUGUAA